Molecule: messenger RNA, 3456 nt
Organism: Gavialis gangeticus (Gharial)
Lineage: Eukaryota; Metazoa; Chordata; Crocodylia; Gavialidae
Gene: UGCG
Product: UDP-glucose ceramide glucosyltransferase
Exons: 8
Coding region: 16-1128 (370 amino acids)
Biological process (GO): glucosylceramide biosynthetic process
Cellular component (GO): membrane
Molecular function (GO): ceramide glucosyltransferase activity
Source: RefSeq, a predicted model, not a curated record
CAUUUUCUCUACUACAUGGAAUAUGCAAUUGUUUUUUGCAGGCGUCUCCACCUCAACAAGAAAGCAACAGAUAAACAGCCGUAUAGCAAGCUUCCUGGUGUCUCCCUUCUAAAGCCAUUAAAAGGUGUGGAUCCAAACCUGAUCAACAACUUAGAAACCUUCUUUGAGCUGGAUUACCCAAAAUAUGAAGUGCUGCUUUGUGUACAAGAUCAUGAUGAUCCAGCUAUUGAUGUGUGUAAGAAGCUUCUUGGCAAAUACCCAAAUGUCGAUGCCAGAUUGUUCAUAGGUGGCAAAAAGGUUGGCAUCAACCCAAAGAUCAACAAUUUAAUGCCAGGGUAUGAAGUUGCCAAGUAUGAUCUCAUCUGGAUUUGUGAUAGUGGAAUCAGAGUAACACCAGAUACGUUAACUGAUAUGGCCAAUCAAAUGACUGAAAAAGUAGGCCUGGUCCAUGGGCUGCCUUAUGUGGCUGACAGACAAGGGUUUGCUGCCACUCUAGAACAGGUUUAUUUUGGAACUUCACAUCCAAGGUCAUAUAUUUCUGCCAACGUAACUGGCUUCAAAUGUGUAACAGGAAUGUCGUGUUUGAUGAGAAAGGAUGUCUUAGACCAAGCCGGAGGACUUAUAGCUUUUGCGCAGUACAUUGCUGAAGAUUAUUUUAUGGCCAAAGCAAUAGCUGACCGAGGUUGGAAAUUUGCAAUGGCCACACAAGUUGCAAUGCAAAACUCCGGUUCAUAUUCCAUUUCUCAGUUUCAGUCCAGGAUGAUCAGAUGGGCCAAGCUACGAAUUAACAUGCUGCCUGCUACAAUUAUUUGUGAGCCAAUCUCUGAAUGCUUUGUUGCCAGUUUAAUUAUUGGAUGGGCAGCUCAUCACAUCUUCAAAUGGGAUAUAAUGGUAUUUUUCAUGUGUCACUGUUUGGCAUGGUUUAUAUUUGACUACAUUCAACUAAGAGGUGUCCAGGGUGGUGCACUGUGUUUUUCGAAACUUGAUUAUGCAGUAGCUUGGUUCAUCAGAGAAUCCAUGACUAUAUACAUUUUCCUAUCUGCGUUGUGGGACCCAACUAUUAGCUGGAGGACAGGACGCUACAGGUUACGCUGUGGAGGCACUGCAGAGGAAAUCCUUGAUGUAUAGCCACAGUUUUGACUGUAUUUUGAAAAGGCAGAAAAAAAGGAGAAGUAUUAUAAAUUAUGUUUAUAUAAAGGCUUUUAAAAAAUUUACCUUCAAUAGUUUUAUUACUUGUAUGUUUUGGUAUCUGUUCUUUAAUUUAUUGUUGCAUGGCACUUGCAUCUGUGAAAAAUCCAUCUGUAGUCUUGGCCAAAUGGUACCUUGUUUUUUGUACCUUGUACAAAAGGAAAUUGAGAGAAUUGGUCCCAGGAUCCAUUUUCUUUCUGAAUGCUCUGCAGUAAACUCUAAAGACAGUAUCCUUAUGUAUAGGAAAAGCUUCUUGCUGUAUGGUAUGCUAGCCUAGUAGAAGGGAUAAAACAGUCUAUGUCCAUUUGGAUUGUACCAGCCUGGAAGGCAGUAACAGCACUGCAGAAGUACAACUGACUUCUGCAAUGUCUGAAGGACUGAGCUAGUAGUGGGACACAAAGAAAGAAGCUCUUAGAUGCUUUCUGCCUACCUCUUAUAGUUGCUGCAGAGUGAAUAUAAACUAAUAGGUAACUAGGCCUUGCAAAAACAAAGCUGGAGUCUUGUAUUUAUAUGUAAAUAUUUAAACUAUUUUUGUGUCUCUGCAAUGAACCAAAAGUGGACUGAGUUUGAUGGGGCAGGUUGGAGGGAAUUAUUGGUUAGCCAUGUGUGAGGGCAUCUUUUGGCCAACUCUAACUGGUUCUGUUUUGAACCAUUGUUAAUCACUGUGCUGUAAUUAGCCUAGCUAGACCCCUUCACCAUUCCCAUCCUUUUUAGGGGUGUUUUUGUUUCUCUGUGAGUGUUUUGAUAGGUGUAGGGGGGCGGGGGGAGGAUUGCAUUUCAGAAACAUUUCACACACGAGCUAUUUUCUUACACAAUGUCUUAUUGUUAAUAACAGAAUGUAAUUUCAUGAUGCAGGUAUUUAAUAUCUUUUUUUAAGUAAACAUAUAUACCUAUACUAGUCAUGAAUAAAUAUUAAAUUGCAGUAGAUAUUGAGUGUAUAAAAAGGCAGGGUGAGUUUGCUGUUACUGAUUUAAAUUCUAAUCUUAAUUUAACUAUCAAACUAAGUCUACUCCUGGCUUUUUGCCUUCUACUGUUAGUCUAGUCUUUAAAUUGGAUUUUUGUAUUCCAGUGAUAUGACUAAAAGGACUAGAUUAUAACCAGGUUGUAAAUGCAUGCUGUAUUCUUUCCGUCUCAGCUCCUGUCAGCUUGCUUUCCAACCCCACUGUGAGAUUGUUCUUAACUUUGUGGUGAACUGGACUUGUUUUUUUUCUUUUUGUUUAAACUAAACAAUUUUUAAAGGUUUAAAAUGGACACAGAGCAAAUUUGGAGGGGAACAUUGCAUAAGCCUUUUGUUUUCCUAAUUGUAUUUGUGCUGCUUUUUUCCUGAGAAUGAGUUGGCAUGUUGUCACCAUGAACGCCUGCUGCUAAUUGUAGGGCUGGCCUUGCCAGUAUGGCAGCUUUUAAUGCCUAAGUUUGACAACAUUUUUAUGUUAGAAAGCGUAAUGUGUAGCAUAUUAGCAAUAAUAUGUACUUAUAGAAAAUGGAUUAUUUUUCACCUUACUGAGCCAAUUCAUUAACUGUAUAUGACACGCACACAAACAUAAUGUGUGAAUAUGUACAUGAUAUAAGAUAUAUAACAUAAGCAUCACUUGGUUGCAUAUUCUUUUUGCCUUAUGACAUCACUAAACUUGUUUUUGAAGGGCAUUUUUCUACCUGAACAAAGGCUUUUUUAUGCAUGUUCCAUUCUUUACAUGUGAAUCAGGAAGAAAGUCUUCCUGAGGAAAGUUGCAUACUGAAAACCAGUCUAGUUGUGACCCACUAAAAGGUUUUUUAACAACACUACUAAACAGCUGAAUUUUGCUGAUUACAAGCGUUUGUGUGUUUUAUUUGUUUCAUGAAGUUUGGUUGAUGCCAUUCAUUGCGCUGCUAAAGUGAAGCCUAGCUAUUACUCUAGCUUUAUGCUGAUUUCCAUAUGGGCAGUGUAAUAGAAAAACCAAAAAGGCUGAACAGACUUCAUUUUUAAAAAUGUUUUGCUGGUCUAAAAGAUAAUUGUUGAUGGUUGUUUUUUGCAUUAGUGGAGUUUUUCCUUGAAGAAAAUUGGAAGCUUCACUUAAGCAAACAGCUUGAUUUCUUGUAUUGUUUAAAAAGUUGGGUUGAUUAUGAAAUGGAAACCAAUACUUUUUGAAUAUUGUAGAGGGCACUGCAACAGAACUGCGUAAAUUCAAGUACAGUUAAUUUAAAGUUGUUUGAUCAACAGAUGUUGAAUAUACCAUGUUUAUUUAAAAUCAUUGUCCUGUUUUUGUUUAAAAAAUAAAUUUUUGAAUACAA